AUGGAUCUAAGUAUGCAUAGAGAUAAAGUGACAAUCAACGUCGACACAACCCGUGAGUUCGAAUGUAUGUAUACUGCAGGAGGUCAUAUGGUUCUUCAGCUGUAUGAGGAUAGAGCAUUUUGGACUACAGACGCGACUGUAUUUUACUUGAAGAAGGAAGUAAAUGUAGAGAGUUAUGAGAAGGUGAAGAAGAUUCAUGAAGUAACCAACCACAAGAAUGAAAAUCAACUACUUCAUGCAUAUAGGAAUGCAGGAAAACUUAAUGAGAAAAUGCGAGAAACAAUAAAAGAAGUGUGUGAAAACUGCAAUAUAUGUAAAAAAUGCAAGAGAUCCCAGGGCACACCUAAAGUUGCAUUACCAAUAGUUUCUGAUUUUAAUCAGAUUGUAACCAUGGACUUAAAACAAUAUGGAGAGACUUAUGUAUUAUGGAUGAUCUGUUCCUUCACCAGAUUUAUUCAAGGAGCUGUUUUGAAGGAUAAAACCGCCGAGUCAGUAGUUGAAUCUCUCAACACAGCAUGGAACUGGAGGUUUGGGUUCCCUUCUCAAGGAUACUGGGCAGAUAACGGACCAGAGUUUAAGAACCACGAAGUCAAAGAGUUUGCUUCAAAACUAGGUUUUGAAGUAAAAUUUGGUCCAAAUUACUCACCCUGGAGCAAUGGAAUAAACGAACGUAACCAUUAUUCUGGAGAUAUGACGGUGAAGAAAAUUCGAGAGGCAGAUAAGAAAAUUGAUUUAAAGAAGGCUGUAGAGAUGGCUGCUUGGACUCAUAAUACAAACACCAGUAUUUUAGGAUAUAACCCUAUGCAGUUGGUGACAGGAAAGGCUGUAACAAUACCUGGAAUUUCUACAGGAAAUGUCGCCACUGAGUCGAUGUUUGACAGUGAGAAUGUGAAGUUAAUGAUCGAGAGACAUCACACGAUCACCAAGCAAUUCAGGAAAGCUGAAUAUUCUUCAAAGCUGAAAAGGGCUUCACAACAGCAAAACAAUAAAUUUAAUAACAUCAUUUACAAAGAGGGGGAUAUGGUAUUUUACCAAGAUAAAAUGAAAAAAGCCUGGUGUGGUCCAGUAAAGGUUUUCACACACAGAGGAAGAGAUGUUUACAUCUGGGCGAAUGGCGAUUUAAAGAAAGUAGCCAGUUGCAAAGUACAACUUUGCUCUCAAAGAAAUAUUCCUUCGGAAAUUUCAAGAGAAGUAAACAACGAAGCAAAAGCAGUGGAUUCUACUCCAAAAAUGGCAGGAGAAGAGAAAAUAUCAGUGGAUCCUCCAGCCUAG
This is a messenger RNA of Macrobrachium nipponense, 1272 nucleotides long. RefSeq lists its product as uncharacterized. The transcript has a single exon. The coding region runs from base 1 to 1272 and encodes 423 amino acids. The record is from RefSeq and is a predicted model, not a curated record. Gene Ontology annotation, molecular function: nucleic acid binding. Gene Ontology annotation, biological process: DNA integration. Lineage: Eukaryota; Metazoa; Arthropoda; Malacostraca; Decapoda; Palaemonidae.